Messenger RNA from Anolis carolinensis (green anole), 3560 nucleotides. RefSeq names its product signal transducer and activator of transcription 6 (gene stat6). Gene Ontology annotation, biological process: response to peptide hormone; defense response; regulation of cell population proliferation. NCBI's taxonomy places the organism in Eukaryota, Metazoa, Chordata, Lepidosauria, Squamata, Anolidae. The transcript is spliced from 22 exons. The record is from RefSeq and is a predicted model, not a curated record. Gene Ontology annotation, molecular function: RNA polymerase II cis-regulatory region sequence-specific DNA binding; DNA-binding transcription factor activity, RNA polymerase II-specific. The coding region runs from base 229 to 2628 and encodes 799 amino acids.
UGGAAAUACCUUCCCAGUCCAGCAUGCAGUCAUGCCAGUGACAUGACUUGGACACAUCAACGGACAACGCGGGCUCUUCAGCUUAGAAUUGGAGUCGCAGCAGGGAAUCAACUCAGAAGCGGGCAGCUCCUUGGCAGGAUUAAACCCGAAGGAGUUCGGAAGCCGAAGGAGGCAGGCGAGCGGAGGGAUCCCCGGCUCCUUAAAGAUUAACGUGGACUACUGUGGUGGAUGACCAAUUCCAAGAUGUCCUUGUGGAGCCUUGUUUCUGACAUGCCUCCAGAGCGGUUCAAUGGCCUCUUUGAAGAGUUUCCUCAUAACCUACGAUGCUUUCUGGGGGACUGGUUGGAAGCUCAGCCAUGGGAAUUCAUCAACAACACAUCAGACUCCUUCUGUGCUGUUCAGGCUGCAAGACUACUGACUGCCAUGGUGGAUAUGUUACAAGACCUGGCCAACCGAAAUGGUUCUCCUGGCCCAAUUCUUCAAGUUACAGCUAACCUUGAGAACAGAUACCGAAGAGAGCCACUGAAGUUGGUGGAUGCAGUAAAAAGAAUCUUAAGAGGAGAGCGUGCAGCUGUACAGGAAAAGUUUCAGCAUGUGCCUCUCUAUGUCCACCGCCAGCGGGAAGAGCUGAUGUUUGAAUUCAAUCUCCAGCGACUACAGUACAGAGUGCAAGAAAUCCAAGCCCUCCAGGAGAGCUCAAGGCAGAUGAAUAACAGUACAAGAGUUCUGCAGCUACAGAUGCUGGAUCCACAAUUUCCUAUGCAAGAGAACUUGCACACAAAUUCUCUUCAAAGCCUUCAGACUCUGUUCCUGAAUACAACCAGUGAAUUAGAAGAGGCACAGAAAGCUGUGCUGGCAAGACUUAUGAUCUGGAAGAGGCAGCAACAGCUGGCUGGGAACGGAACUCCCUUUGAGGAGGAUUUGAGUCCACUACAAAAGAGGCUUGAAAGGUUGGUGGACAUUUGCUUCCAGCUCCGCAUACAAUUGGUUGCCUUUGGUGGUGAGCUUCAGUCCUCUCUUCAGGAACGUCUGGACAACAUAUUCAAUGCCUUCAUCAAAAAUUCUUUCCUGGUGGACAAACAGCCUCCUCAAGUUCUGAAGACUCAAACCAAAUUUCAAGCCACUGUUCGCUUCUUGCUGGGGCCUCACUUGCUCAAGUCUCCACACACGUCCUUCAUGGUCACAGCUGAUAUUGUGACAGAGAAACAGGCACGUGAACUUACCACUAAUCCUUCUGGAGGUGUCUUCAGUGAAAGCAGUGGAGAAAUUGUCAACAACACAGCUCCUCUGGAGACAACUGCCACAAGCAAUGCUUGCUGUGCUCUCUUCAAAAAUAUGCUCCUCAAGAAGAUCAAGCGCUGUGACCGCAAAAGCACAGAAUCUGUGACUGAAGAGAAGUGUGCUGUUCUGUUCAGUGUCAGUCUGUGCCUUGGACCCAACAAAACCAACUUCCACCUGCAGGCCCUGUCUCUGCCCAUUGUUGUGAUAGUACAUGGCAACCAAGACAAUAACGCCAAAGCCACCAUCUUAUGGGACAAUGCUUUUGCAGCUCCUAAUCGCAUCCCUUUCGUGGUGGUUGAACGUGUUAGUUGGGAUGACAUGUGUGAGACUCUGAAUCAGAAGUUCAUGGCUGAGGUACAGACCACGAAAGGUCUGCUGAAGGAGCACUAUUUCUUCCUGGCCCAGAAGAUCUUUGGUGACAACGGUGCCAGUCCUGAGGAAUUCCAGCAGCGCUCAGUGUCAUGGUCACAGUUCAAUAAGGAACUUCUUCCUGGCAGAGGAUUCACAUUUUGGCAGUGGUUUGAAGGCGUUCUUGACCUCACCAAGAAAUAUCUGAAAGAAUACUGGUCUGACCGGCUCAUCAUGGGUUUUAUCAGCAAGCAGUAUGUUUUCAGUUGCCUGAGCAAUGCGCCCGUUGGUACCUUCCUGCUCCGCUUCAGUGAUUCUGAGAUUGGUGGCAUCAGCAUCGCUUAUGUUACCUGCUUCCAGGAUGGUUCCACUCAGGUAGAGAACAUCCAGCCUUUCACAGCAAAGCAACUGUCCAUCCGUUCUCUUGCCGACUGCGUUCUGGAUCUGUUGCAGAUUCAGAUACUAUAUCCCGACAGGCCCAAACAUGAAGCCUUCAGGAGGCAUCUUAAUGCAGAGACACCACGAAAGAGCAGUUAUGUCCCAGCCAAGUUGAAGAUAACAGUGGAUCUGCCUUCCUCAGUUCCUGCUCCAACACUUCAAACUCAAGUCAACCCGAUGAGCAAUUCUAACUUGAAUCUCGGCAUCACUUCUGAUCCUUCAUAUGAUAACCCAUCACUGAUGGUUUCAUCAUCCAGCCACAUGUCUCCCUCUGACAACUCAGUAUAUGGAAGCCCACAGUUGCAUUCUGAAGUGACCUACACAUACGCUUUGGGAAAUGAGUCAUCCCUCGGCCCAAUGGAUUCAUAUCCUAUGCCUACCGAUGUGGAUAUGUCAGACAUCUCUCUGCAAAAUGAGAAUGCUCCACUGUAUGCAACAGAUCUUCAUAUGCUCCCAAACCAUAUGAUACUGCCUGCGAUGUCGCCCCCCUCCGAUGAAGAACUGGCCCUCUUGUUGCGUCCUGAGCAAGAUCUGAACCACUAUUCACAGGAUCCAGCAUGACCCGACAAGUUUGUAUGCUUAACAUCCAGUACUUUGGGCGAACUUUCAUGGAAAGCAAAAGCCUCGAGAAUGAAGACACCAGAGUACAUACAGGAGAGGUUGUUGCUCCCAAAUUCUUACAGGGUACAGAACACUGCUCCCAUCUCUCCCCCCCUCCCCUCCCAAUAUCCUUCCUGUUGAGAUCUUUUCUUGACUUAAGAGCAGUUUGGAUGCUUUGCUCAAUCAGACUCGUGGAGUGUUUGGCUCUGCCCCAGGACACUGACCAGCUUGGGAAGCUAUGCGUAUUAUUCCAGAGCUGAGCCUCAAUAUUAUGGAGCAGGACAGAGGCUCUCAUUCACUUGCUGGUUUCUUUGCAGCUUGGUGCUGUUGCUACUUUGGGCAACAAAGUAAUAGGACUCCCCUUGAUGAUCCCUGCCAAUGCUGAACAACUUUGAAACCCAGCUGAAGCUUCUUUUUCUCAGGAUUUUGAAAACUUACAAUGCGCUUUUGCUUCUCAAUAUAAGAAGAACAUUGGUUGGGCUGCUGGAAAUGUCUAGAAAGCGAAGCAUGUGGAUUAGCUUUACUCUUUGACAGUGUCUCCUUCAGAAAAAAGCAUUAUAUUAAAUAUCCGCAAAUCCUUUGUUUCUUGGCCUGGGCCUGUCUCUAGGUGGAGGAAAGUGGCUUCCUUAGGAAAUAAUGGUGGUUCAGAAGUGUAAGAAGUGUCAAAAGCCAUUCUUCAAAGCUGGCCUUCUGCUCUCAGGUGUGGAGGAAGCAGGGUACCCUCUCAUUAUCAGUGUUAAAGUAAGGUUCAACUGCCAACUGCAGAAGGAAAGACACCAUCCUGUCCUUUGUCUUAGGCAGAAAAAUAUGAUGAGCUAACCCUCUACGCCUGCAUGUUUUCCUGAUAAUAUGGAGCUCAGAUCCUCCUAACAAGUCUAUCUUCCAGAACAAUC